AUGAUUGAAAACAUGAGAAUUGAUAAACAUCAUAUACCAUUAUCUGAACGUUUGCUUAUUUAUAGAUUAAUUAUCAGCGUAGUUGAAGAUGAAAUAAGCAGGAAGAAGUAUAAUGGUCUAUUGUGUCGAAUAUACUUCGAAGAAGAAAACAAACAUUCUUAUGCCCAACCUACAUCCGAUAGUCUGAACUGUAUUGGGCAUGUAUUAACAAAAGCUGAUGAUUACGAAGCAGCUAUUUUAUAUUGGAAUGAAAUAGGAGAAUCUAAAGAGCAAAUGUUACCAAUAAAAAUUAUUGAUAUGAUACCUUCAUCAAAAUUACCACUCAUUCAAAUAUAA
Molecule: messenger RNA, 336 nt
Organism: Didymodactylos carnosus
Lineage: Eukaryota; Metazoa; Rotifera; Eurotatoria; Philodinida; Philodinidae
Source: the annotation of a GenBank genome assembly